Molecule: messenger RNA, 1119 nt
Organism: Acanthosepion pharaonis
Lineage: Eukaryota; Metazoa; Mollusca; Cephalopoda; Sepiida; Sepiidae
Source: the annotation of a GenBank genome assembly
AUGCUACUUUUAUUUAUAGACUCUCUCACUCUCUUUUUCUCUCUAUGUCUCUCUCUCUUUCUCUGUCUCUCUUUUUCUCUCUCUGUCUCCCUGUAUCUGUUUCUCACCCUUUCUCUUUCUCUGUCUGUCUAUCUCUUUAUUUCUCUGUCUCUCUGUCUGCCCCCUCUCUCUCUCUUCCUCUCUCUCUCUCUCUGUCACUCUCCCUCUUUAUCUUUCUCCCUCUGUCUCUUUCCCUGUAUCUUUUUAUGUCUCUCUCUCUCUCUCUUUCUGUCUCUCUCGCUGUCUUUCUCCCUCUCUUUUCUCUCUAUCCCUGUCUCUGUUUUCUUCCCUGUGUUUCUCUCUCUGUCUGUCUUUCUCAUUCUCUUUCUCUCUCUCUCUGUUUGUCUGUCUCUUUCUUCCUCUUUCUCAGUCUGUCUGUCUGUCUAUUUCUCUGUCUGCCGCUCUUUCUCUCUCUGCCUCUCUCCCUCUUUAUCUUUCUCUCUCUGUAUCUUUGUAUGUCUCUCUCUCUCUCUCUUUCUGUCUGUCUCUGUAUUUCUUUCUCUCUCUAUCUCUAUCUUUUUCUCUCUGUCUCUGUCUGUCUUUCCGUUUUUCUUUCUCUCACUGUCUGUCUCUGUCUGUCUCUCUCUGUCUGUCUCUCUCUGCCCCUCUCCCUCUUUCUCUCUCUGUCACUCUCCCUCUUUCUCUCUCUGUAUCUUUGUACGUCUAUCUCUCUCUCUCUUAUUUUCUAUCUCUCUGUCUGUCUGUCUUUCUCUCUUUCUCUCUGUUUCUCCUUCUGCCUUACUCUCACUCUCUCUCUCUCUGUAUUUCUCUCUCUCUCUCUGUAUUUCUCUCUCUUUUUCUCUCUCUUUCUCUUUCUUUCUCUCUCUUUCUCUCUCUCUCUAUAUAUAUAUAUCUAUCUGUAUUUUUGAGCCGACUGGCUGGAAAACUCAUAUCUCUUACUCACUCUCUCUCUCUCUCUCUCUCUCUCUCUCGCUCUCCCUCUCUCUCUCUUUUUCUCUCUCUCAUUUAUUGCUUUACACCUCUUUCUUUCUCUUUCUCUCUCUCUCUUUUAUUGCUUCAUAUCUCAUCAUCAUCAUCAUCAUCCUUCGACCUCCCUAUCGUUGGUCGCAACUCCAUUGA